GCAGCAGCCGGGCACCUCCAUCCACUGCGCCUUUGAGUGCCGGCGCUGACCGGGAGGCCCAGGCGGCCGAUCCACCGGGGUCCAUCUCCCCUCCCCGACCCCCAGAGGAAGAUGAGCGCCCCUAGCCACCACCUGUCGCAGCCGGUGGUCAAGAGUGUCUUGGUGUACCGCAACGGGGACCCUUUCUUCGCGGGCCGCCGGGUCGUCUUCCACGAGAAAAAGGUGUCCAGCUUCGACGUGUUCCUAAAGGAGGUGACUGGCGGGGUGCAGGCGCCCUUUGGAGCCGUCCGGAACAUCUACACCCCGCGCACGGGCCACCGCAUCCGCAAGCUCGACCAGAUCCAGAGUGGGGGCAACUACGUGGCUGGGGGCCAGGAAGCCUUCAAGAAACUCAACUACUUGGAUAUAGGAGAAAUCAAGAAAAGACCAAUGGAAGUGGUUAAUUCAGAGGUAAAACCAGUAACACACAGCAAGAUCAGUGUGUCAGCUCGCUUCAGAAAAACGCCACAAGAACCCUGUACCAUCUUCUUAAUUGCAAAUGGUGACCUCAUAAGCCCAGCUUCUCGCCUCCUCAUUCCUCGAAAAGCCUUGAAUCAAUGGGAUCAUGUCUUACAGAUGGUCACUGAAAAAAUAACACUGAGGAGUGGAGCAGUGCACAGACUUUAUACUUUAGAUGGAAAGCUGGUGGAGAGCGGGUCGGAGUUGGAGAAUGGACAGUUUUAUGUGGCUGUUGGCAGAGAUAAGUUUAAGAAAUUACCUUAUACGGAAUUACUUUUUGACAAGUCAACAAUGAGAAGGCCUUAUGGCCAGAAAGCCUCCUCACUACCUCCUAUUGUUGGAUCCAGAAAGUCUAAAGGGAGUGGAAAUGAUCGCCAAUCAAAAUCAACCAUCGGAUCUGUUGACACCACGACACCUCAGCCCCCAAAACGGAAGGGGAAGAAAGAAGAUGCCAGCUUAGACAAACCCACGAAAGGGAAACAGAAUGUAAAGUUAAAGAAGUCAUCACAAGCACUUCCAAACAGUGAUGACGGUAUUUUCAAAGCUGGAUCCGAGAGAUCUGAAACGCGAGGGGCAGCAGAAAUCCAAGAAGAUGAAGAUACUCAAGUUGAGGUUCCAGUUGACCAGAGACCAGCAGAAAUAGUAGAGGAAGAAGAUAGAGAGAAAGAAAAGAAAGAUGGGGAACCGAAAGAAGACUUUUCAGGAAUGAAUGGUACUGUUGAAGAGGAAGAAGGUGGGGAAGCUCCUGAGCAAGCCAGGGAUGAUCCGGGUGACAGAGGGGACCAGGCAGGUCCUGCUCGUGUGAAUGGAGGCACUGAUGCAGAGAAUGGUGAGGAGGUGGACCAAGUUACAAAUGAGCAACAGGAGGCAGAAGAGACCGAAGGAGCUGGCAAUGAACCAGAUGAGGCUGAUGCUAACCCUCAGAGACCGCCAAGGCCAGAAGUAAAAGUCACCAGUCCAGAAGAAAAUGAUAACAACGAACAAAACAAAGACAGUGCUGCUGUCGCAUAAAGGAUUGUUCUGAACAAGAGAAUAUAUUGUUUAUGAGAGAAGAAUGAAGGGCAUAAUACUUGAAUAAUAAUCAUUUAGUUAUGGCAAAACAUAAUGUGACAAUAUGGUUGAACACUACCUACUGAGUUUUGAAACUAUAGGGUCUAAUGGAAAGACUAGACUAAUUUGCAUAAUUACUAUCAGAUAAUGACUUUUUUUACAGGCAGUGUUUAAAAGUCACUUAGAAAAAUUAAGUUAAAGGAUAAAAAGGAAUUUACACCAAAGACAAUUGGCAAC
Messenger RNA from Suncus etruscus (white-toothed pygmy shrew), 1785 nucleotides. RefSeq names its product doublecortin domain containing 2 (gene DCDC2). The record is from RefSeq and is a predicted model, not a curated record. NCBI's taxonomy places the organism in Eukaryota, Metazoa, Chordata, Mammalia, Eulipotyphla, Soricidae. The coding region runs from base 112 to 1509 and encodes 465 amino acids. The transcript is spliced from 11 exons. Gene Ontology annotation, biological process: cilium assembly; dendrite morphogenesis; neuron migration. Gene Ontology annotation, cellular component: axoneme; kinocilium; microtubule organizing center.